Solenopsis invicta (red fire ant) is the source of this 1228-nucleotide messenger RNA. RefSeq names its product proteasome assembly chaperone 2. The transcript has 2 exons. Gene Ontology annotation, biological process: proteasome assembly. Bases 21 to 872 code for a protein of 283 amino acids. The record is from RefSeq and is a predicted model, not a curated record. NCBI's taxonomy places the organism in Eukaryota, Metazoa, Arthropoda, Insecta, Hymenoptera, Formicidae. Gene Ontology annotation, cellular component: cytosol; nucleus.
GUCGAUGCAAAUGCAUCAGCAUGUGUGUAUGCAUUAAUGUAUUACCGGUUGAAUAUGUGACAUGUCACUUUCGAGUAGUCUUGUAUCUUAACCAGAUUGAAAUAUUAUUAAAUGUGAAAAUGAUUAAACUAACGCAGGACAUCGAUCUGGAAAAUUAUACGCUCAUUUUGCCGUCGGUGGCGGUCGGCAACGUCGGGCAGUUGGCUGUUGAUUUGCUAAUUUCAAAUCUUAACCUUUCCAAGAUCGGUCAAAUUUUUAGCGCAUCAUUCAUACCUGUUGUCGGCGCGAAUGCCUAUCACGAACAUUCAAACGAACUUAUCACGGCGAUCGACAUUUACGCAGGGACCAAGGAACGCAUCGUCGUUAUACAGAUCCGUUCGCCGUAUGUGGACGAUCUUACAGAAUUUUUCAGCGAACUGGCACAAUUUGUCACCGAGAGAAAAAUAGCUAAAGUAAUAAUUCUUGCGAGCAGUCACGAUUACAUAAAGAGGGAAGUCCAACCACAACAUCUUAAAUUAAGAUAUGUUGCGUCUGAUGGUAUACGUGCUAAAGUUGGCAAGCUGUUUGACGACCUUAACUGGAUUCCGCAUAAGCCGAGAGUCGUGUCCGAGGUGACCGGAGAGGAAAGAUUGCAGAUACCAGGAGGUGGAUUUGCCAAGAGCCUUUUCAACUUUUUUUCCAACGCUGAUAUUUCUUGUGCUGUUUUGUUCAAAUUUUGUUCUGAGGGCGAUAAUAUAGAGGAUGCGAUAAUACUAGUGCGCUACUUAAAUCAAUGGAUAUGUGUAUUAGAAAUAAGCGAUAGUAAUAAUUUGAAAUAUCCGCCGUCUUGGAAACACUUAUUUGGAAAGCCACCGGCACAGGAUCUAUAUUGAAUAUAUCUGGAUAAAUUUUAUACUGUUCUGUUAAUUUUAGAAUAAUAAUAUUUUUACUAUACAAGCAUCUGAAUUUAACAUAUUACACAUUUGCUACAACAUUAAGAUAUGACUAAAAAAAAAACAAAAAAACAAUAAUGUUCAUUUCUACUGUUGAUUAACUUUGAUUUUGGUUAAAUUGCUCUUUACUUUUUUUUAAUUCCUAGAAUGAGAAAAAGAUGAAGAGUAACAAUAAUUAAUAUAAGAUAGUGAUAUAUGAAUAUCUUGAGAUAUAUAUGUACAAAUUAAAAUCAAGGAAAAACCAACAAAUGGCUGAGAUAAUAUUUUCUUAGUAUAUUAAAUGUUUUGCAGUAUUC